AAGGAGUUGAUGGUUGUUUGUUUAAGAUGAAGGGUCACUCUCACUCAACCUCUCCACUCUUUUCUCAACAGCCAGCAAAUCAACGGUCCACAUCAUCAACAAAGUCCACCGACGAACAUAUCAUCCGUCAAUCUUUUGACUCUCAUUUUUACAUUCAUACCCUCAACUCACCGACACAAUACAACAAAAACAUCAGGGUCAUUUCUGUCAUUCAAUACACAAAACCAAUUAACCAACCACUAAACUCCAAAAUCCAGUGGCAGUGAUACUCCCGCGAGAACAACAAUCGUUGCCAUUUGCCACUGCAUUCUCUCGCCGCAAUCGGGUCGGGUCAUACCAGAUCCAUUUCGAAGCACACUGUGUACUAGGUUGUUGUUCGUGCUGUUAUUUCUUUUUUCUGUUUUAACCAUUUCUAACAUUAAUUCAUCGAUCUUCCAAAUAUAGAAAUUGUCUCUGUCAUUCAUUUUCGUUUAGCUGUAACAACUAAUUUCCGGUACGAAGUUGCUACAUUGAGUUGUUAAACAAGUAAGAAAUAACAAUGUGUUUGUUUGGGGUUUGAUUUUAUAUACAAAAAAAAAAAAAAAAGUUAGAUCCAAAACCCCAAACUCUGUUUCUGCAUUUUUGUUCAUAAUGGCAAAAUCAAGAUCAAAAGGAGGAUGUUGUGGUUGGUUUAUUGCGCUUGUGAUUCUUGCUCUUGUAGUUGGUGCUAUUGUUUAUGCCGUUAAGAAGAAAAUCGAUAACUCAGAUUCAGAUAAACCAGCUCCUGUUCCUGGUCCUCCUGGUGCCAUUGAACAGAAAUAUGCUUCUGCUCUCAAAACUGCAAUGCAAUUCUUCGAUGUGCAAAAGUCUGGAAAGUUAGUGAACAACAAAAUAAGUUGGAGAGGGGAUUCCGGUCUUAAGGAUGGAAGUCAAGCAAAUUUAGAUCUGUCAAAAGGAAUGUAUGAUGCCGGGGAUCACAUGAAGUUUGGUUUUCCUAUGGCUUUUACUGCCACAGUGCUAUCGUGGGCGAUUCUUGAAUAUGGAGAUCAAAUGGAUGCUGUUGGCCAGUUGGAACCAGCUCAAGAUUCACUCAGAUGGAUCACUGAUUAUCUUGUCAAUGCUCACCCUUCGGAGAAUGUUCUGUAUAUUCAGGUCGGAGAUCCUGUUGCAGAUCACAAGUGUUGGGAUAGACCUGAGUCAAUGACCGAGGCAAGACCCCUCAUACAAGUGAACACAUCCUGUCCUGGAUCAGAUGUUGCAGCUGAAACUGCAGCAGCCAUGGCAUCAGCAUCUUUGGUCUUCAAAGAGGCAGAUUCUACAUAUUCAAGCACUCUCCUCAAGCAUGCAAAACAGUUAUUUACUUUUGCGGACAAGCAUAGAGGAAUUUACAGUGAGAAUAUACCUGAAGUCGCGACAUAUUAUAACUCAACUGGAUACGGGGACGAACUUUUGUGGGCAGCUGCCUGGCUCUAUCAUGCUACAGGUGAUAAUUCUUACCUUCAGUAUGCGACUGGCCAAAAUGGAGAAGACUAUGCUCAAUUUGGAAGCCCGACCUGGUUUAGUUGGGACAACAAGCUUGCCGGAACUCAGGUUUUGUUAUCCAGAAUAAGCUUUUUUAAGGCAAAGGGUCUUUCCAGUUCAUUUGGCUCUGGCCUACAAAAUUACCGGAAAACUGCUGAGGCUGUAAUGUGUGGCCUUCUUCCAGAUUCUCCCACAGCCACAGAAAGCAGAACAGAUCACGGUCUGAUAUGGGUGAGCGAGUGGAACUCUUUGCAGCAACCUGUUGCAUCUGCAUUCUUAGCUGCUGUUUACAGUGAUUAUAUGCUUACAACGCAGACCCCCAAACUAAAAUGUGAUUCAGAUUCCUUCACCCCAUCAGAUCUUCGAAACUUUGCCAGAUCUCAGGCUGAUUACGUGUUGGGCAAGAAUCCUCUGCAUAUGAGUUUUCUGGUGGGAUAUGGAAACAAAUACCCACAAUUCGUGCAUCACAGAGGCGCUUCAAUUCCUGCUAAUGCAAAAACAGGUUGCAAGGACGGCUUCCAGUGGCUUGACUCAACUGAUCCAAAUCCCAAUGUAGCUACUGGAGCACUUGUUGGUGGACCCUUCUUAAAUGAUACUUUUAUUGAUUCCAGGAACAAUUCUAUGCAAACAGAACCAAGCACAUACAACGGUGCUGUCAUAGUUGGUCUGUUGUCAAGUUUAGUCACCACAUCUUCGGCCGUUCAAUCGUUUUCCUAAGCUGUAGCUUCUUCGUCUUCAGUUCCACCCAAAAGAAGUUCACUCCGGUUUGAGUUUUAUGUGGCUUUAUUCAUUUCCUGAUCAUCACAUAUUAUAAGUGUAUCGAUCAUGAUAUUGUAACUACACGAUUGAUUUUGAGUGUGUGAACCGUGUGUGUGAAUAGGUUAGUUGUUAAUGUAUCGUGAAGUUUGAUUUAUAGUUGUUACCUCACCAGCUCUGAGCAAUUUUACUGCACUUGUUUGUAGAAUCUAUCGUUCAUUCUUCUUGUUGGUAUUAUUAGAAGGCGAUCACAUUAUUGAUCUUCUUCGGUUUUCUUUCAUUCUA
Molecule: messenger RNA, 2541 nt
Organism: Trifolium pratense (red clover)
Lineage: Eukaryota; Viridiplantae; Streptophyta; Magnoliopsida; Fabales; Fabaceae
Product: endoglucanase 2-like
Exons: 6
Coding region: 631-2217 (528 amino acids)
Biological process (GO): carbohydrate metabolic process
Molecular function (GO): hydrolase activity, hydrolyzing O-glycosyl compounds
Source: RefSeq, a predicted model, not a curated record